AUGGACAGCCUCACGGCAGCUAUCCUCAUCGUCUCUACGACAGCAGCUCAAGACCCGUCAACCGAUGCAUCGGCGUCCGUGCUACGCAAUGUGAUUGCGGAAGAUGGCGGCGAUAAGUGGAAGGUGACGGGAGAGAGCAUAGUAUCAGACGACGUACUUGCUAUCCAGAGACAGAUUAUCCAGUGGACAGAUGGGCCGGACGCACCGAAUCUGGUCAUCACAACAGGUGGAACGGGCUUUGCUGUCGCUGACGGAACACCAGAGGCUAUUGCUCCUUUGCUUCAUAAACAGGCUCCUGGGCUAGUACACGCUAUGCUGUCGACCUCUCUGGCCGUCACGCCAUUUGCCAUGAUGUCCAGACCAACAGCCGGCGUGAGAAACAAGACAGUCAUCGUAACCCUCCCCGGUUCUCCAAAAGGCGCCAAAGAGAACCUCCAAGCAAUCAUCAAGACCCUCCCGCACGCCUGUUUACAAGCUUCUGGCGCCAAUUCACGAGCCCUCCAUGCAGGCGGCGUGAGGAAACUCGAAUCAGACGCAGGAAUCAGCAGCUCAAAGAGUCAGCAAACUCACACUCACGGCCAUCAUCACCAUCACCACCACGGACAUGGUCACGGUCACGGCCACGGCAACCUCGUCAGACACACCAAUCCCAAUGCCAAAGCACUAUCCAACGAUCCAACUCUUGGCCCGACCCGUCGCCACCGUGAAUCCCCCUACCCCAUGCUCACGGUAGAAGACGCCCUCGCCUUAAUCUCAGAACACACUCCCAAGCCAGAGAUCCAAUCCCUCCCCGUAAACGAGAAGAUUAUCGGCUCCGUCCUCGCAGAAGACAUCCGUGCACGCGAAAACGUACCAGCCUUCCGCGCCAGCAUCGUAGACGGAUACGCAGUCGUUGUCCCCAAAGACGGCAACAUGAAGGGCACGUUUCCCGUAACAGCUGUAUCGCAUGCCGCCCCCGGAGAAAUCCAGGCGCUCAAGGAAGGAGAAAUCGCACGCAUCACCACCGGAGCACCACUCCCUCCAGGCGCGACAUCCGUCAUCAUGGUCGAGGAUACGAUUCUAAAGACGAUGACCGAAGACGGCAAGGAGGAAAAAGAAGUUGAGAUUCAAGCUGAAGGUGUAAAAGAGGGCGAAAAUAUCCGCGAAGUAGGAAGCGACGUCUCCGAAGGGGCUGUAAUUCUUAACAAAGGCGAACAGAUUUCCGGUGUGGGCGGUGAAAUCGGUCUUCUCGCAUCAGUAGGAGUCGCCACCGCAAAUGUCUACAAGACGCCCGUAAUUGGAAUCCUAUCCACGGGCGAUGAAAUCAUUGAACCCAACAGAGCUGGUCCCCUGCGCCUAGGCGAAGUCCGGGACACGAACAGGAUUACACUCAUUUCCGCCGCCAAAGAAUGGGGCUUUCAAGUCGUAGACUUGGGCAUUGCGAAAGAUAAGCCCGGCUCACUGGAAGAAACGCUGCGGAGUGGUCUGCGGCAAGCAGAUGUGCUCAUCACAACGGGCGGUGUCUCCAUGGGCGAACUGGAUCUGUUGAAGCCGACGAUUGAGCGAUCCCUAGGUGGAACGAUUCACUUUGGCCGUGUGGCGAUGAAGCCCGGCAAGCCUACAACAUUUGCUACCGUUCCCGUCAAGGAUAACAAUGGACAGCGCGUGUCAAAGGUUAUUUUCUCACUUCCUGGGAAUCCAGCGUCUGCCUUGGUCACCUUCCACCUGUUCGUGUUGCCGUCGCUGCGUAAGCAGGCUGGUGUGUCGCCGGUUGGAUUGCCCAAGGUGCCUGUUGUGCUAGGACAUGAAUUCGCCAUGGAUCCGAGGCCGGAAUAUCACCGUGCUGUGGUGACGGUGGGUAGGGACGGGUUGUUGCUGGCUAAUAGUACGGGCGGGCAGAGGAGUUCCAAGGUUGGGAGCUUGAGGGCGGCGAAUGCGCUGGUUUGCAUGCCGCCUGGGAAGGGCAAGUUGGAGAAGGGGUCCAAGGUUGAUGCUUUGCUGAUAAGUGCGGUGCGGAUGGCUUAA
Messenger RNA from Pochonia chlamydosporia 170, 2004 nucleotides. Its product is annotated as molybdenum cofactor biosynthesis protein Gephyrin. Gene Ontology annotation, biological process: Mo-molybdopterin cofactor biosynthetic process; molybdenum incorporation into molybdenum-molybdopterin complex. Gene Ontology annotation, cellular component: cytosol; cytoplasm. The coding region runs from base 1 to 2004 and encodes 667 amino acids. The record is from RefSeq and is a predicted model, not a curated record. Gene Ontology annotation, molecular function: molybdopterin molybdotransferase activity. The transcript has 3 exons. NCBI's taxonomy places the organism in Eukaryota, Fungi, Ascomycota, Sordariomycetes, Hypocreales, Clavicipitaceae.